AUGAUCGACGGAACACUCCUUCCUUCCUGGUUCCGGAUCCUCCUACUGGGUCUCAGCAUCUACUCAUACAUACCCCAGCUGCAGCUCCUCUGGAAAACCAAGAAUAGCUCCGGUCUUUCUCUUUGCUAUCUACUCUUCAGUCUCAUAUGUGCGACAGAACAGUUUCUCCUUGCAUUUAUAUGCAUUAAUAACCCAGAUCCCAAUGUCUUCGUGGAGAAUCGCGGAUCCUUGAGAGACUGGUUGAACUUCAUUCAAAUAACGGUGGUCUGGCUACUCUCUGGCCUCACAUUCACACUAACCCUAGCAUAUCCCUCCAACUCAUCCUUCCGCCAGAAGCUCUACGCUGCCUUGUGGUACAUCAUCUUCCUCCUCCUAGCCGUCCUCCCAGCAGUAUGCAUAGCCGUUACAACAGAUAUGACGAAAGAAGACUCAAGCUUCGAGGACGAGGUGCUCUUUGUGAUGAUGAGUAGCGUUCAUGUCAUAUUUGUCAACCCCGUCACGACAAUCCUCGCAUUCAGCGCCCUAUUCUGCCAGACACCGAAACUGCGGAAAGGAGUGUCGCCGCCACGAGUUUUGAGUCUUCGAGGACUCGCACUACAGACAGGAGUAUUCUCAGUUCUUGCGCUGACUUGGCCGUUCCGGAUCAUAUAUCUCGGUCCUGAGUGGGAUAUUCUAUCAUCGUGGUUUGCGCUGUUUAAUUGGUAUAUGUUGGUCGGUUGGGUGGCUGUGGACUCUGCGGUCUUUGCACUGGUUCAGGGGAUUCUGUUGUGGUUGGCGUGUAGGAACAGGAAGCACUGGCACUUGGCUGAGGAUGGGGAGACUGAGCCGUUGCUGGCUAAUGGGAGAUGA
Molecule: messenger RNA, 849 nt
Organism: Aspergillus luchuensis
Lineage: Eukaryota; Fungi; Ascomycota; Eurotiomycetes; Eurotiales; Aspergillaceae
Exons: 3
Coding region: 1-849 (282 amino acids)
Source: RefSeq, a predicted model, not a curated record